Molecule: messenger RNA, 1608 nt
Organism: Gracilinanus agilis (Agile Gracile Mouse Opossum)
Lineage: Eukaryota; Metazoa; Chordata; Mammalia; Didelphimorphia; Didelphidae
Gene: UBXN2B
Product: UBX domain protein 2B
Exons: 8
Coding region: 1-1110 (369 amino acids)
Biological process (GO): membrane fusion; proteasome-mediated ubiquitin-dependent protein catabolic process; autophagosome assembly
Cellular component (GO): cytosol; nucleus
Molecular function (GO): ubiquitin binding
Source: RefSeq, a predicted model, not a curated record
AUGGCGGAGGGCGGUGUAGCUCACCCGGGCGAAGACCGGGGUGAGGAGGAGACUGCGGCUGCCCCGGUCGCGGCCCCGGUCUCGGCCCCGGUCUCGGCCCCGCCGACCCCAGGUGGGCAUCGCCAGGAGAAGAGACCCUCGGGGUCGCGUGCUGGGCCCAGGCCUCCCACCGCCCGCGAUUUGCAGUUGGCCUUAGCAGAGUUAUACGAAGAUGAAGUUAAGUGCAGAUCAUCAUUUCAAUCUGACAAACCCAAAGCUAAAGUAUUUAAAAGCCCAAGAACACCACCUCAAAGGUUAUACUCAGGUGAACAUGAUUACAGUGGGCUACAUAUAUCAGGACCUUCCAAGACAACUGGAAAAAUUGUGAAUGAACUUUUCAAAGAAGCAAAAGAACAUGGAGCAGUUCCUCUGAAUGAAACCACAAGAGCUUCAGGUGAUGGUAAUAAAUCAAAAUCAUUUUUGGGUGGUGGAUAUCGAUUGGGUGACUCCUCUCGAAAGAGAUCAGAAUAUGUCUAUGGAGAAAAUCAGCUACAAGAUGUUCAAAUUUUGCUCAAACUUUGGAGCAAUGGCUUCAGUUUAGAUGAUGGAGAAUUAAGAUCUUACACUGAUCCAACAAAUGCACAGUUUCUGGAAUCUGUUAAAAGAGGUGAAAUUCCUCUGGAGCUUCAGCGACUAGUCCAUGGUGGACAGGUGAAUUUGGAUAUGGAAGAUCACCAGGAGCAAGAAUACAUAAAACCUAGAUUACGAUUCAAGGCUUUUAGUGGAGAAGGGCAAAAACUUGGAAGUCUUACACCUGAAAUAGUCAGUACACCUUCUUCCCCAGAAGAGGAAGAAAAGUCGAUAGUCAGUGCAGUUGUUCUCGUUGAUGAUUCAGUGCCAACAACAAAAAUCCAAAUCAGACUAGCAGAUGGAAGCCGCUUGAUACAGAGAUUCAACCACACCCAUAGGAUCAUGGAUAUACGGGAAUUUAUUAUACAGUCUCGCCCUGAAUUUGCAUCUCUUGGCUUUGUUCUUGUGACAACAUUUCCAAACAAAGAGCUAACGGAUGAAAGUUUGACACUUCAAGAAGCAGAUAUACUUAACACUGUGAUUCUUCAACAACUAAAGUAAUCUUGCUCUUAUCUCUGCAGUAGAAUGUGGGAUAAAUAAUGUGCCAUAAUUUUUAAAAAGAAAAAAAGCACUUCAGAAAAAAAUAGUAAUUACCACAAGUAUUUUUUCCCAGAUCAAUCUUGGUUUUAUUGUUCUGUCUUCCAGCUCCAGCGUACCUAAAUCCAUUUUUUUGAAUGGAUUUUUUGUAUUCUGUGUUGGUCCAAAUGUAGGCCACACUUUCCCUCCAAAUAUGGCUUAUAUAAACCUGAGUGCAGCCAGUAACUUUCCCCCCCAAUGUUCAACUAUAGAUUUCUUUGAAAAGAAAAAAAAAAAAGGAGGGAUACAACCUGUAUCCAGGAGUAGCCAAUAUUUGGUCCAAUACAGUAAUUGUUCAUUUGGAUUUUUAGACUUUUUUAUAACUGAGCCUUCUUAUGUUUAUAAGUUCCAUAUUCCUGGAUAAAAAAUUAGUUACUCCCAGUGACAUAUCAAUUUUUAAAAAUGUGUGCAACCCUUGCAAAA